Molecule: messenger RNA, 524 nt
Organism: Onthophagus taurus
Lineage: Eukaryota; Metazoa; Arthropoda; Insecta; Coleoptera; Scarabaeidae
Gene: Rpb11
Product: DNA-directed RNA polymerase II subunit RPB11
Biological process (GO): transcription by RNA polymerase II
Cellular component (GO): RNA polymerase II, core complex
Molecular function (GO): protein dimerization activity; DNA binding
Source: RefSeq, a predicted model, not a curated record
AAAAUCUUGUGUUUUGUGAAAUGUCAUUUUCCUCGUUUCUUAAUAAAUAAAUUGAAAUUUUUUUGAGUUAAAUCUUUAAAUACAAUUGUUAUAUAGAAAAUGAAUGCGCCACCAACAUUCGAAUCGUUUCUGUUGUACGAUGGUGAAAAGAAAAUCAUUCGAGAACAAGAUACUAAAGUACCAAAUGCAGCUAUAUUUACAAUAAAUAAAGAGGAUCAUACUUUAGGAAAUGUGAUUAGGAAUCAAUUACUUAAAGAUCCAAAUGUGUUGUUUGCUGGAUAUAAAGUACCACAUCCUUUGGAGCACAAAUUUGUUAUUAGAAUUCAAACAACAAACGAUUAUUCUCCGCAAGAAGCUUUAAUGAAUGCAAUAACGGAUUUAAUAUCUGAGUUGUCUCUUUUUGAAGAACGAUUUAAAGAAGCAAUUAAAGAGAGGAGGGAAGGUUUAGAUUAAAAAGAUUAAGAUCUAAAAUAAGUUUAAUUUUAUUUUACAAUGUAAGUUUAAAUUAGGGAAAAAAAUUAAAU